Malania oleifera is the source of this 1891-nucleotide messenger RNA. Its product is annotated as aspartyl protease family protein At5g10770. Lineage: Eukaryota; Viridiplantae; Streptophyta; Magnoliopsida; Santalales; Ximeniaceae. Gene Ontology annotation, molecular function: aspartic-type endopeptidase activity. The record is from RefSeq and is a predicted model, not a curated record. Gene Ontology annotation, biological process: proteolysis. The transcript has 2 exons. The coding region runs from base 182 to 1606 and encodes 474 amino acids.
CCAGUGGGUCCUGAAGCCAGCCCUUGUGCUUUUGUUCUCAUGCCAUCUUCCAAUUCUCUCAAGAGUCUCUAAACUAUCUUUAAUCUCUCUCUUUCUCGCUCUCUCUCUUCCCUCUUUCCCACUUUCCCUUUUUCUCUGCCAUCUCUCUCUCUCUUUCUCUCUGCACUGUCCACAAACAACAAUGGCACAAGCAACUCUCCUUCUUCUUCUUCUUCUUCUUCCUCUAGGUAUUGUCAAUGGAGUUAGCAGCCUCGAAGAGAAGAAAGUCCUCCACAUGCCAAAGUUUCAACGGGAACAGCAGAGUACCAUCCCAACUUGCUUUUCACAAAAAUCAAGAAGAGAGAAGGGUGCAACCAUAUUGGAAAUGAAGCACUCUGAUUAUGGCUUUGGGCUGUCCAGCAACUUGGACGAAAGACUUCAAAAACGCUUGAUUUAUGACGAUGUUCGGGUGCAGUCACUGCAAUUGCGAAUCAGAAACAUGAUUUCUGGCAAGGCUGUAGGCGUUUCAGAAGCUCAAAUCCCAUUAACUCCUGGUAUAGAACUUCAAACUCUAAACUACGUUGUCGGGAUGGAGUUAGGAGAUCGAAAAAUGACAGUGAUUGUAGACACAGGAAGCGACUUGACAUGGGUUCAAUGUCAGCCUUGCACCUCAUGCUACAAUCAACAAGACCCUCUCUUCAACCCUUCUCUAUCUCCUUCAUACCAAUCUGUUCCGUGCAACACAUCAACUUGCCAGUCUCUGCAAUAUGCUACUGGGAAUUCAGGAGUGUGCGGGAUGAGUAGCCCCCCAGCCUGCAACUACUUCGUCAGCUAUGGUGAUGGGUCCUUCACUCGUGGAGAGCUAGGCCGUGAGCAUCUCAAUAUUGGAAAUACUCCAGUGGAUAAUUUUGUCUUCGGGUGUGGCCGAGACAACAGAGGGCUCUUUGGGGGAGCUUCAGGCCUCAUUGGACUGGGAAGGAGUGAUCUCUCCAUGGUUUCUCAAACUUCUGCCAUCUUUGGAGGGGUUUUCUCGUACUGUCUUCCUUCAACCGACGCUGAGGCUUCGGGUUCCCUGACCCUAGGUGGUGAUUCUUCAGUUUACAAGAACUCUACUCGCAUUUCCUAUACUAGAAUGGUUCCAAAUCCACAACUCCCCACCUUCUACCUCCUCAACCUCACUGAGAUCAGCAUUGGUGGGGUGGCUUUGCAGGGUCUGAGUUUUCCUAGUGGCGGAAUUCUAAUUGAUUCUGGCACCGUCAUAACAAGGCUCCCUCCAUCGAUCUACAAUGCCGUGAAGACUGAAUUUUUGAAACAAUUUUUGGGUUUUCCAUCUGCACCAGGUUAUUCAAUCUUGGACACUUGCUUUAACCUCACUGGAUUUGCAGAAGUAAACAUUCCAACGGUGAAGAUGCAGUUCGAGGGAAAUGCUGAGGUGAAUGUGGAUGCAAAUGGGAUCUUUUACAUUGUAAAGUCCGAUGCAUCUCAGGUUUGUUUAGCAGUUGCAAGCUUAUCAUACGAGGAUGAGAUUGGGAUUAUUGGAAAUUAUCAGCAGAAGAACCUCAGGGUUAUAUAUGAUACCAAAGGGUCUACGUUGGGAUUUGCUGAAGAAACUUGCAGCUUUAUUUAAACUAAAAAGAUUAAUGUGUGGUUGUGCUACAAUUCUUCAGACCAAAGCUGACUUAGCGCUAAGUCGGCAAUUUAGUCUGACAAAGAAGUCUUUUCACAUUCCCUAUAUUGUAUAAAGCUUGACACUAUCUAUUGGAGGUGGUACAGAACAUGUGAAUGCAAUGUGAUUGCAAUUUUUCUGUCUCUAUAAAUGGAGCAAAAAUUAAACUUCCUAUGCUAAGAAAGCAAGGAUUAAGUUGUAUAUUGAUCCUGUAAUUUAUUAAAGGGAAUAUUGGAAUCUAUGCAA